AUGGGUCGUGUUAUUCGCAAUCAGCGUAAAGGUCGUGGCAGCAUCUUUACCGCACACACUCGCCUCAACAAGGCCCCGGCCAAGUUCAGGACACACGACUACGCAGAACGCCAUGGCUACAUCCGCGGCGUCGUCAAGGAUAUCGUUCACGAUCCUGGCCGAGGCGCACCGCUCGCCAAGGUGGUCUUCCGUGACCCGUACCGGUUCAAGCUGCACACUGAGACCUUCAUUGCCAAUGAGGGCAUGUACACUGGCCAGUUCAUCUACGCUGGCAAGAACGCAAGCUUGACCAUUGGUAACGUACUACCGCUUGGCAGCGUACCGGAAGGUACGGUUGUGAGCAAUGUGGAGGAGAAGGUGGGGGAUCGUGGUGCGCUGGGCAGGACCUCCGGCAACUACGUUACGGUCAUUGGCCACAAUCCGGACGAGGGCAAGACCAGAAUCAAGCUGCCGAGUGGUGCAAAGAAGGUUGUGAAGAGCAGUGUGCGCGGCAUGAUCGGCAUUGUCGCCGGUGGUGGCAGGACAGACAAGCCAAUGCUUAAGGCGUCGAGAGCGAAGCAUAAGUUCGCGGUCAAGAGGAAUUCAUGGCCGAAGACUCGUGGUGUUGCCAUGAACCCAGUCGACCAUCCUCACGGUGGUGGUAAUCAUCAGCAUAUCGGUAAGGCCUCGACCAUCUCGCGGUACGCUGCCCAAGGUCAAAAGGCUGGUCUCAUUGCUGCGCGGAGAACGGGUCUGCUGCGUGGUACCCAGAAGACGAAGGAGUAG
Messenger RNA from Baudoinia panamericana UAMH 10762, 765 nucleotides. RefSeq lists its product as uncharacterized. The transcript has 3 exons. Gene Ontology annotation, biological process: cytoplasmic translation. The record is from RefSeq and is a predicted model, not a curated record. Lineage: Eukaryota; Fungi; Ascomycota; Dothideomycetes; Mycosphaerellales; Teratosphaeriaceae. Gene Ontology annotation, molecular function: structural constituent of ribosome; RNA binding. Gene Ontology annotation, cellular component: cytosolic large ribosomal subunit; ribosome. The coding region runs from base 1 to 765 and encodes 254 amino acids.